Gekko japonicus is the source of this 3372-nucleotide messenger RNA. Its product is annotated as zinc finger protein 420-like. The record is from RefSeq and is a predicted model, not a curated record. Gene Ontology annotation, biological process: regulation of cytokine production; negative regulation of transcription by RNA polymerase II; regulation of immune system process. The transcript is spliced from 15 exons. The annotation marks the transcript as partial. NCBI's taxonomy places the organism in Eukaryota, Metazoa, Chordata, Lepidosauria, Squamata, Gekkonidae.
AUGGCGGAAAAACCAUACAUUUGUUCUUACUGCGGGCAGACGUUUCAAGGGACUUCGGCCUUCAUGGUGCAUGAGAGGACACAUAUAGCAGAGCGAGUAUAUAAGUGCUCGCAUUGUGGGAGAACGUAUCCUUGUCUUUCUGACUUCCACAUACACCUGAACAGCCACAUUGGAGAGAAGUCCCAUCGACGUGCUUCGGGUGGUGUCAGAGGCUCCAGUCGGAGUGCCCCCCUGCCUCCGCACAGAGGAGCCUGCCUGGCAGAGAAGUUCGGCUUUGAGAGUGGCGAAGAGGACGAGGGGCCAGAGGGGGUGUCCGCCCAGGAAGUCCAAGCUCAGGCCCUCCCGCAGCAGGACCCCUGGGGGCAACCCGACAACCCCGGCUUCAAGGCUGAGGCGGGAGACUUUGGGCCCCAGGGCCCGCAGGGGCCCUUGGGGCUGAUUGGGCCCCCAGGGAAACCAGUCCACAAGGGUCAAGGUGGAGCUGAGGGGGUCCGGGGUGUGCCCGGAGAGCCUGGUGUCGAGGCUGCCUGGGGCUUCGACGGACUCCCGGGCCUGCCGGGGGGAAAGGGUUUUGUCUCCAGAGGACCUGAUGACGCUUCCUCCUUCACCACCCAGUUCGGCUUUGAGAGCGGCGAAGAGGAUGAGGGGCCGGGGGUCUCUGCCCAGGAAGCCCAAGCUCUGGUUCUCCCGCAGCAGGACCCCCGGCGGCAACCCGACAACCCCGGCUUAAAGGCUGAGGCGGGAGACUUUGGUCCCCAGGGCCCGCAGGGGCCCUUGGGGCUGAUCGGCCCCCCAGAGAAACCAGGCCACAAGGAGGGUCAAGGUGGAGCUGACGGGGCCCGGGGCGUGCCCGGAGAGCCUGGUGUCGAGGGUGACCCCAGUGAGCAGGGCCUCCCUGGCCCCCAUGGCGAAGACAGCGAGAGGAUGGAAGCCACAAUCCCUGAGUCGGAAGGAGCUUCCUUGGGGCAAGGGCAGGAGGCACUGGCCAUGGAGCAUGCCCAAGAUCCCGUCUCCUUUGGUAGGAGCACAGAGGCUUCUGGCCUGACCCAGUGCUGCGUCAGAGGAUGUGGGCCGGAGACCAGUUCCCAGGUGGUGGCCCCGGCCGAAGGUUUCCUCCUGAGCCAGGCAGAGGACGAGAGGCAGACAGAGCAGAUGGAAGAUGCAAUCCCUGAAGUGGAAGGAGCUUCCUUGGGGCAAGGGCAGGAGGCACUGGCCAUGGAGCAUGCCCAAGAUCCCGUCUCCUUUGGUAGGAGCACAGAGGCUUCUGGCCUGACCCAGUGCUGCGUCAGAGGAUGUGGGCCGGAGACCAGUUCCCAGGUGGUGGCCCCGGCCGAAGGUUUCCUCCUGAGCCAGGCAGAGGACGAGAGGCAGACAGAGCAGUGGCUGUUGCUAGGCAAACAAGCUUGGUUCGCAGAGGUUGAUCAGAGGAAUGAAGCGCAUGAGGACGUUCAUCAGCAUGUGCCAGAUAAAGUUAAAAAUGUAGACUUGAAAGAAAACGUCAGGAAUCGAGACAGACCAGAGAGAAAGACAGUUGGUCAUGUGGUUAAGAACAGAGAUGGGAGACGUCAUAAUGUCGGUAUUACAAAGCACAGGAUAAUAAAGGCAAGUGAAAAGUACUUCAGAAACAGAUCACAGCUCUUUAUACACCAAAGAAUACAGAGAGCCAAGAAACCUUUUGAAUGCUCAGAGUGUGGAAAGAGAUUCAGUUACAGUUGCCAUCUUCAGAUGCAUUUUAGAACCCACACAGGGGAGAAACCUUUUGAUUGCUCAGAGUGUGGAAAGAGAUUUAGGCACAGUUCCCAUCUUCAGAGGCAUUUUAGAACCCACAAAGGGGAGAGACCUUUUGAAUGCUCAGAGUGUGGAAAGAAAUUCAGUCAGAGUGAGAAUCUUCAACUACAUUACAGAACCCACACAGGGGAGAAACCUUUUGAAUGCUCAGAUUGUGGAAAGAGAUUCAGUCACAGUUGCCAUCUUCAGAUGCAUUUUAGAACCCACACAGGGGAGAAACCUUUUGAUUGCUCAGAGUGCGGAAAGAGAUUCAGUCGGAGUGGCAGUCUUCUACAGCAUCAGAGAACCCACACAGGGGAGAAACCUUUUGAAUGCUCUGAGUGCAGAAAGAGAUUCAGUGUGAGUAGCACUCUUAAACUGCAUCAGAGAACCCACACAGGGGAGAAGCCUUUUGAAUGCUUAGAGUGUGGAAAGAGAUUCAGUCAGAGUAGCACUCUUCUACAGCAUCAGAGAACCCACACAGGGGAGAAACCUUUUGAAUGCUCAGAGUGCGGAAAGAGAUUCAGUCGGAGUGGCGCUCUUCUACAGCAUCAGAGAACCCACACAGGGGAGAAACCUUUUGAAUGCUCUGAGUGCAGAAAGAGAUUCAGUGUGAGUAGCACUCUUAAACUGCAUCAGAGAACCCACACAGGGGAGAAGCCUUUUGAAUGCUUAGAGUGUGGAAAGAGAUUCAGUCAGAGUAGCACUCUUCUACAGCAUCAGAGAACCCACACAGGGGAGAAACCUUUUGAAUGCUCAGAGUGUGGAAAGAGAUUCAGUCGGAGUAGCAAUCUUCAACGGCAUCAGAGUAUCCACACAGGGGAGAAACCUUUUGAAUGCUCAGAAUGCGGAAAGAGAUUCAGUUGGAAUGGCAGUCUUCUACAGCAUCAGAGAACCCACACAGGGGAGAAACCUUUUGCAUGCUCAGAGUGUGGAAAGAGAUUCAGUGAUACUAGCACUCUUCGGAAGCACCAUAAAACCCACACAGGGGAGGAACCUUUUGAAUGCUCAGAGUGUGGAAAGAGAUUCAGUCUCAAUAGAACUCUUCACCUGCAUCAAAGAACCCACACAGGGGAGAAACCUUUUGAAUGCUCAGAGUGCGGAAAGAGAUUCAGUUACAGUUCCCAUCUUCAGAUGCAUUUUAGAACCCACACAGGGGAGAAACCUUUUGCAUGCUCAGAGUGUGGAAAGAGAUUCAGUCUCAAUAGAACUCUUCACCUGCAUCAAAGAACCCACACAGGGGAGAAACCUUUUGCAUGCUCAGAGUGUGGAAAGAGAUUCAGUCUCAAUAGAACUCUUCACCUGCAUCAAAGAACCCACACAGGGGAGAAACCUUUUGCAUGCUCAGAGUGUGGAAAGAGAUUCAGUCUCAAUAGAACUCUUCACCUGCAUCAAAGAACCCACACAGGGGAGAAACCUUUUGCAUGCUCAGAGUGUGGAAAGAGAUUCAGUCUCAAUAGAACUCUUCACCUGCAUCAAAGAACCCACACAGGGGAGAAACCUUUUGCAUGCUCAGAGUGUGGAAAGAGAUUCAGUCUCAAUAGAACUCUUCACCUGCAUCAAAGAACCCACACAGGGGAGAAACCUUUUGAAUGCUCAGAGUGU